Molecule: messenger RNA, 1509 nt
Organism: Gambusia affinis (western mosquitofish)
Lineage: Eukaryota; Metazoa; Chordata; Actinopteri; Cyprinodontiformes; Poeciliidae
Product: adenosine receptor A1-like
Exons: 4
Coding region: 19-798 (259 amino acids)
Biological process (GO): G protein-coupled adenosine receptor signaling pathway
Cellular component (GO): dendrite; synapse; membrane
Molecular function (GO): G protein-coupled adenosine receptor activity
Source: RefSeq, a predicted model, not a curated record
CGGUGGCUGUUGGUAUCCAUGAUUGCCUCCGGGAGCCGACUUUCUGCUUCUUGGUGUCCUUGGCUGUUGCUGACUUUUUGCUGUGUCAUACUCGUGCUGACAGAGGCCUCCGUCCUCUCACUGCUGGCUAUUGCCAUUGACCGAUACCUGCGGCUGCACAUGCCUUUCAGAUACAAAGCCAUUGUCACCCAGAGGCGCACACUGUUGGCCAUGUCCGUCUGUUGGAUACUUUCGUUUCUACUGGGAUUCACCCCUCUGCUUGGAUGGCACAAUCUCUCUGCCACUGGCUAUUAUUCCACCAACACAUCUUCUACCUUGCCUAGCUCUUCCCAAUGCACCUUCCUCUCAGUUAUCUCCCUGCCCUUUAUGGUUUAUUUCAACUUUCUCGGAUGUAUCAUGGCCCCUCUACUGGUCAUGACAUUUCUGUACAUCAUCAUCUUCUGGAGCCUGCACAAACGUCUGAAGAACAGCUGCCCUCAAGCACAGGCCAUGCUGCUCAGGGAGAAGAAGCUGGCCUGCUCACUCGCUCUGGUUCUUACAUUAUUUGCAUUCUGCUGGAUCCCUCUGCACCUGAUGAACUGUCUUCUGUUCCUCUGGGGACCUCAAGCAGUGACCCAGGGAGCACUUUAUACAGGUAUCCUUCUGUCUCACGCCAACUCAGCAGUCAACCCAGUGGUCUACGCUUGUCGCAUCCCCAAGAUCCAGAAGGCCUACGGUCAAAUAUGGAAGCAUCUCGCAUUGAAGCUCAAUUGUUUUACCAGAAAUGAAUCAAUUCAGCAGGCUAUAACAAGAGACUAGUUUAAGAAAUGUAAAUGUGUGUUUGCCAUACCAGAAAAAAAGGGCUUGCGUAAGACUUUGUAAGACUUGUUUGUGGUAUUUCAUCAAUCAAAUGCAUUAUUCUAUUAUUGUACAGCAUUGAUGAUUUCUGCCGUUAUUACAUUUAAACAUGUAGCAUGAAGACUUUUAACAAAGUCUUGAUAUGCAACUUUUGUUUUAAUGUUGGCUUUAUGUUAGUGAUAGCAAUUUAUUAAAGCUCCACUAGAGGGCACCAUACAUCAACAAACUCAACGAUUGUUGUUCAGAUAGAAUCAGAGUUGUAGCGAUGUGUGCGCGCGUGUGUUGAUGUGAGAGAGUAAAAAUAACUAACUUCUUAGCUUCUGUGACUUCUGGACAACUGAUUUGAGAAGACUAGUUUUAUUGAGAUGUACAUAUUUAAGGCAUGUAACAACUUUUGUCCACAAAAAAGCCAUAAAAUACAUAUAAAUCCUCCGGCAAGACAUUUACCUAUUCUUUAUGUUGUCUGUAAAUAAAUAAAUAAAUAAAUAAAUAAAACACUCCAGCAAAGAGAUUGUGUUGAACUGUUCAGUGGACUCCUCAGGGAAGGCAAUAGACUGUAUAGUUAUCACCUCAGCAGGGUGCAGUCCCACCUACCAAACUAUACAACCUACUACCUCACCCUGACAGAACCCAAGUCAAACACACCGCACAUAAACUGAUUGAGGAAGUAAU